Messenger RNA from Suncus etruscus (white-toothed pygmy shrew), 2982 nucleotides. RefSeq names its product protocadherin beta-6-like. The record is from RefSeq and is a predicted model, not a curated record. Gene Ontology annotation, biological process: homophilic cell-cell adhesion. Lineage: Eukaryota; Metazoa; Chordata; Mammalia; Eulipotyphla; Soricidae. The coding region runs from base 72 to 2480 and encodes 802 amino acids. Gene Ontology annotation, cellular component: plasma membrane. Gene Ontology annotation, molecular function: calcium ion binding. The transcript has 2 exons.
AUUUUAAAGGAUGAUUCUAUUGUUGCUAUUUGCUUGAGGACUGGUGUUUUGGAAAAUCGCUUAAACAAAGAAUGGAGGCUAAAGUGGAGCAUGCUGUGCAGAAAAGGCAAGUGCUAUUUCUUUGUGUAUUUCUGGGAGUGUCUUGGGUUGCUGCGGAACCGCUUCGCUAUUUCAUAGCAGAGGAAACAGAGAAAGGCACCUUUGUGGCUAACCUAGCAAAAGACUUGAGGUUGGAGACUGGGGAACUGUCAGCUCGGGGAGCUAGAAUCUUUUCAGAUCAGAACAUACUGUUUUUAGUACUGAAUCCGCAAACUAGUGAUUUGGUUCUAAGUGAGAAAUUAGACAGAGAGGAUCUGUGUGGUCCCAAAGAGCCUUGUGUGCUGUCUUUCCAGGUGCUACUAGAAAAACCUUUUCAGAUUUUCCCUGCUGAACUAUGGGUCAGAGAUAUCAAUGAUCAUUCGCCAGUUUUUCUAGAAAGAGAAAUUUCCCUGGAAAUAUUAGAAAGUACCACCCCAGGAUCGUCUUUUCUUCUAGAAAGUGCACAGGAUUCAGAUGUUGGAAGCAAUAACCUGAGAAACUAUACAAUCAGCUCCAAUGCCUAUUUCCAUAUAAAUGUUCAUGAUAGUGGGGAUGGAACUAUCUAUCCUGAACUGGUCCUGGAUCGAGUCCUGGACCGGGAAGAAGUGUCAGAGCUCAGUUUAAUCCUCACAGCAAUAGAUGGCGGUUCUCCACCCAGAUUUGGAUCCACCCAGGUAUACAUACAGGUUGUGGAUGUGAAUGACAACGCGCCUGAAUUUGAACACUCACUUUAUAAAGUACAGGUGCCUGAGAAUAGCCCUAUUGGAUCUCUAGUACUCAUUGUAUCAGCUAGAGAUUUAGAUAUUGGAAGUUAUGGAGAAAUAAUCUAUGCAUUUUUCUAUGCCACUGAAAGAAUUCUCAAAACAUUUCAACUCAAUCCAAUAUCUGGCAGCCUUUCUCUUAGAGAUAAAUUGGACUAUGAGGCCGUGCAAACUUACAAUUUAACUAUCCAGGCCAAGGAUGGUGGAGGACUUUCUGGGAAAUGUCUUGUAGUGAUUGAUGUGACAGACAUAAAUGAUAACCCUCCUGAACUACUCAUGUCCUCACUGAGUAGUCCAAUUGCAGAAAAUUCUCCAGAAACCAUUGUAGCUGUCUUUAGGAUUAGAGACAGAGAUUCAGGCAACAACGCUAAGAUGGCUUGCUCCAUCCAGGACGACCUGCCCUUCGUUCUGAAGCAAUCUGUAGAGAAUUACUUCACACUGGAAACCGAGAGACCACUGGACAGAGAAGAAAGAUCAGAGUACAAUAUCACCAUCACGGUGACAGACCUGGGCACCCCCAGGCUGGCAACGCAGCACACCAUCAGGGUGCAGGUGUCCGACGUGAACGACAACGCCCCCGCCUUCAGCCAGCCCUCCUACACCCUGCUGGUGGGCGAGAACAACAGCCCCGCGCUGCACAUCGGCAGCGUGAGCGCCACGGACGCGGACGCGGGCAGCAACGCGCAGCUGACCUACUCGCUGCUGCCGGGCCCCGAGCCUUGGCCCCCGCAGCUGCCGCUCGCCUCGCUGGUGUCCAUCAACGCGGACAACGGGCAGCUGUUCGCGCUGCGCUCGCUGGACUUCGAGGCGGUGCGCGCCUUCGAGUUCUUUGUGCGCGCGCAGGACCGCGGCUCGCCCGCGCUGAGCGGCCAGGCGCGGGUGCGCGUGCAGGUGCUGGACCGCAACGACAACGCGCCCUUCGUGCUGUACCCGCUGCAGAACGCGUCGGCGGCGUGCAGCGAGCUGGUGCCCAGGGCGGCCGAGGCGGGCUACCUGGUGAGCAAGGUGGUGGCGGUGGACGGCGACGCGGGCCAGAACGCCUGGCUGUCCUUCCAGCUGCUCAAGGCCACGGAGCCCGGGCUCUUCAGCGUGUGGGCGCACAAUGGCGAGGUGCGCACGGCGCGGCCGCUCAGCGAGCGCGACGCGCCCAAGCACAGGCUGCUGGUGCUGGUCAGGGACAAUGGCGAGCCGCCGCUGUCGGCCAGCGUCACGCUGCACGUGCUGCUGGUGGACGGCUUCUCGCAGCCCUUCCUGCCGCUGCCCGACGCGGCGGCCGGCGCGGCGCCCGACGACCGCCUCACCGUCUACCUGGUGGUGGCCUUGGCGUGCGUGUCGUCGCUCUUCCUCUUCUCGGUGCUGGCCUUCGUGGCCGUGCGCCUGUGCCGGCGGGCCGGGCCGGCGGCGGGGGGCGGCUACCCCUACCCGGGUCUGCCCGACGGGCCCUUUCCGGGACAGCUGCUGGACGCCAGCGGCGCGGGGACCCUGUCCCACAGCUACCGGUAUGAGGUGUGCCUGGCGGGGGGCGCUGGCACCAAUGACUUCAAGUUCCUCAAGCCCAUUCUUCCUAAUAUUUAUCCCCAGAGCAGAGGAAUGGAAGUGGAAGAAUAUCCUUCAGUUGGUAAUGAUAUAGGUUUUUCUUAAAGAAUGAAAAAUAAAUAUUUGUGUUUGUGUGUAUAUAUUCCUGUAUAAAAAAUCUUCCCAGAACGGCAAGUAUAUGGCUCACAGGACAUUGUAUGGUCCCUGUAAAUUUACUGAGUGUGAUCCCCAAAAUGAUUGACAAUAAGUUGAUUCUGAACUACUUAUAUAAAAGAGGCAUUCACAUCAUUUCAAUUAUGUUUUUUAAAGCAAUAUAGCUUUAUUUUCUAUUUGACACAUAAAAUAUCUGCUUUUAGUCCCAAAAGCUUCUUUAAAGGCUGGAAUGCAUGUCAUUUUAGUCUGAAGCAAUUGUACACACUGAGCAAUUACAUGUAAAAUCUCAAAUUGUGAUAUUUUAACUGAAUUUUAUUGUUUUCAAACUCUUUGCUACUUUUGUGUUGAAUCUGGGUGCUGUAUAGCUAUGAAAUUUUAGAAAUAGGAAUUGUAAUAUCUUUUAAAGCUUUAAAAAUACUUGUUAUUUAUCAACACUAUUUUAUCAAUGUUAGCA